AUGGGCUGCUGCGAAUCGUCCUUUCUGACAGGACGCGACUCACUGCACAAGACCAAUCCCAACCACCACCACCAUCACAAGAGCAACAACAACCGUCUCACUCAGACCAAUAAUGGCCCUUCCCAAACUUCCAAGGGAACGGAUUCCGUUGGCGGUGGGGCCGGGGGCGUCCCUGAUUUCUCGGAGUUCUCCCUGGCUGAGCUUAAGGCUGCCACCAACAACUUCAGCUCCGAUUUCAUCGUAUCUGAAAGCGGUGAAAAGGCCCCCAAUGUGGUCUACAAAGGUCGACUCCAAAACGACAAUAAUCGCCGAUGGAUCGCCAUCAAGAAAUUCACCAAAUUAGCCUGGCCCGAUCCAAAACAAUUCGCGGAUGAAGCUUGGGGUGUUGGAAAGCUGAGACAUAAGAGAGUGGCGAAUUUGAUUGGGUAUUGCUGCGAUGGAGACGAGAGAUUGCUUGUGGCCGAGUACAUGAAUAAUGAUACCCUUGCAAAGCAUUUAUUUCACUGGGAGAAUCAGACUAUUGAGUGGGCUAUGCGGUUGAGAGUUGCUUUAUAUUUAGCUGAAGCAUUAGAUUAUUGUAGUAGUGAAGGUCGUCCAUUGUACCAUGAUUUGAAUGCAUAUAGGGUUCUCUUUGAUGAGAAUGGUGAUCCUCGACUUUCAUGUUUUGGCUUGAUGAAGAACAGUAGAGAUGGGAAAAGUUAUAGUACCAAUCUUGCAUAUACACCUCCUGAGUAUCUAAGAAAUGGAAGGGUUACUCCUGAAAGUGUUAUAUUCAGCUUUGGAACUGUCCUUUUGGAUCUUCUUAGUGGAAAGCACAUUCCUCCAAGUCAUGCUCUUGAUAUGAUACGGGGUAAAAACAUUCUUCUCUUGAUGGAUUCUCAUCUAGAGGGAAACUUUUCAACUGAAGAGGCGACAGUGGUCUUUGAUAUUGCCUCACGAUGUUUGCAAUAUGAACCAAGGGAGCGGCCAAAUACCAAAGAUCUUGUGACUACACUUGCCCCAUUUCAAAAUAAACCUGAUGUUCCGUCUUAUGUGAUGUUGGGAAUUCCCAAGCAUGAGGAGGGGCCUCCUACUCCUCAGCACCCUCUGUCUCCAAUGUUUGAUGCCUGUUCCCGGAUGGAUCUCACAGCUAUCCAUCAAAUUUUGGUAAUGACACAUUACAAAGAUGAUGAAGGAACAAAUGAGCUAUCCUUUCAAGAGUGGACUCAACAAAUGAGAGAUAUGUUGGAGGCAAGAAAGCGUGGAGACAUAGCAUUUCGUGAUAAAGAUUUUAGAACUGCUAUAGAUUGUUAUUCUCAGUUCAUAGAUGUUGGAACCAUGGUUUCUCCAACUGUUUAUGCACGAAGAAGUCUUUGUCAUCUUCUCUGUGAUCAACCAGAUGCUGCCCUUCGAGAUGCAAUGCAAGCACAAUGUGUCUACCCUGACUGGUCCACAGCAUUUUACAUGCAGGCUGUUGCCCUGGCCAAGCUAGACAUGCACAAGGAUGCAGCUGACAUGUUGAAUGAAGCUGCUGCACUAGAAGAAAAAAGGCAACGGGGUGGGAAAGGAUCUUGAGAAGUUCCAAGUCUGGGCUCUGUAAUAUUCUUUUGUAAGGAAUGUAGCCGAGAAAAACUCCAAAAACAAGAAAACUAAGGUGCAAAUCAACGUCUCACUGAAGUCUCUAAGCUAAUGGAGCAUACAGAGUUUUCCAUGCAUGAAAAAUAGCUUCACAAAGUGUGAAAAUGAUAGUACAGCAGCGCCUGGCGAUAGCAUCAUGCUGUAAAAAUCAUUUACUUAAACCAGCCUGAAGAAAGGAGCAUAAGCUUGUUGUAAUGCCAAGGGGGAAAAGAGAACUUCUCUUGUUAGAAUCAUUCACUGAUUUUAGGGUCGUUCUUGUUAAUAUAGGGGGAUCUGUGUCAUAAGAAAAUGUCAUUUUCUUCUAUUUCUUAUUAUCACAUCACUAAAUUUAAUAAUAAAUAAAAAUGCCACUGUUCCAAUUU
Molecule: messenger RNA, 1979 nt
Organism: Durio zibethinus
Lineage: Eukaryota; Viridiplantae; Streptophyta; Magnoliopsida; Malvales; Malvaceae
Product: serine/threonine-protein kinase BSK1-like
Biological process (GO): brassinosteroid mediated signaling pathway; protein phosphorylation
Molecular function (GO): ATP binding; protein kinase activity; protein binding
Source: RefSeq, a predicted model, not a curated record